AUGAGAGCUCUUGAUGUCGCCGCGUUGGCGUUGUGCUACAUGGGAACGGCGGUCAAUGCUAUCAGUCUCAACGUCAAGGCAAUUGAACCCACGGCUGCUGGUCAACUUGGCGUGAAUCUCGUUGAACCAAUCCCAUCUGCCAAUGCCCUUAUUGGGAAAAUCGGCAAAAAUACAGAAUACCUCACUGACAUCGGCGGCACCACAACAUCUUGGAAAGGACCUGAUAAAAGCUUCAUUACAAAGACGACAGCUACAGUCACUAAUACCGUGGGCGCUGUCGCAGCUAUCACUAAAGAAGCCUCCGUUAUCGUAACACAGGAUACAAACGACAACUUCAGCAUCCUUCUCGGGCCCGCGCUGCGCGCGAAGCUCAUCGAGGUCGCAAAAACCAUCCCCGCAUGCGGCGCCAUAAAACGCGCCGCAUCCUGUGGCUAUACGGCCUUCACGGAAGCCGUCGCGCAGUUCGGGCCUAUUGGGGAAAUUGCUGAGAUCGAAAAUGCCAUGCCCGCGGGCCGACUCGUCAUUCCUGCAAACGAUAUUGCGCAGCUCAUUGCGCUGUUUAGGACCGGUGCAGCGGCUUCGGUCUCGCCUGCUGCGGCAGUUGGAGGUGGGACGUUGGGGUUGCUAUAUCUUCUGUAUGAUCAGUGGAAUAGUAAUAAGGAAAUCCCCCCAGCAAUAGAUGUGCCAAAUAGUGUUGCGGGCACGACAAAGACCUCGGCGAGCUCGUCUUCGACGUCGGCGGCGUGUCCGGGACCUACGGAUCAGCCUAAUUGUCCAGAUGAUAAUUGUAAGGGUGACGACAACAAGAAAUGUACAGUGGGAGAACAAAAAGACUGCAAAUGCACCGGUAUAGACGUUGAUAUCUCCACAGACUUCGCCACAGAAUGGAACAACAUCCGAUCAGUUGUCGAGCAAAUCACUCUCAGCACAGAAAGCCGACCCGUGCCUAUAUGUACUGAAAGCAACAAAGUCGGGCUCGAAACUAAGUUGUGGAAAGCCAUCGUCACAAAUGUGUGCGCCUCCAAGCCCCUCAGCGCAGACAUUGACGCCAUCAUGACCGCCAAAGACGUCGGCUUCCCGGGUUAUGACGGCUGGACCUUCGCCGUCACCUGGAGGUACCACCAAGGCGACUGCGUGUUCGGCUGCGAGGAGAUGUUUAACGGUUUUCUGGACAGCACUCAAUGCUCCUCUGAUUCUCAUACCUUCUCUGGCUCUGGCAAUAAUACAGAAGGCUGCGGAACUGCUAGCUUUAUUGUCAACCAGCCCAUCGUAGCUCCCAAGCCUACCCACACCCCCGACCCGCCAACACCUGUCGGGCCGGCUCUGGGCGUCCCGACUUGCGGCGGCGGGCUGUCCUUCCAACAGUCUGAUGCGGCUGAUUCGGCGAAUAAGUUCUGCGAGCAGCUUGCCAAGGACAAGUCGUGGGCUAAGGGCCCGCAGGACAUAAGGUUCCCGAAAGUCAAGAUUUAUAAUAAAGAUGGAACGGUGAAUCCUGACCAGCAGUUCGUUCUGGUCGUGAGUCCGAAUGCCGCCUGGUGUCCGAAGGAUUUGACGCUUGAUAUGCUGGCGAACACGAUGAAAGUUGAUCGCUGUGUGGCUAAUAUAAUGAUUGGAGUUGAUGGAUGUGCCCCAUUUGUUGCGCCAAAAAAUGGAAAGUUUUUAAAGACCAGCGGGAUAAGUUAUGAGGAUUGUAUACAAUGGCAGGAGCUAAAACGGAAUCCCCUUACCACCAAAGCGUCGGGUGUCCGUUCUUGGCUCCCUCUUAGUCUUAUGGGUGCCAAUUUUGGUUCUCGUCAGGGUGGAGAGUUGGGCUGUCUAAGAAAGGUUAAGGAGGUCUCCUCGAAAGGACCAAAAUCGGCUUAG
This is a messenger RNA of Venustampulla echinocandica, 1863 nucleotides long. RefSeq lists its product as uncharacterized. The record is from RefSeq and is a predicted model, not a curated record. Lineage: Eukaryota; Fungi; Ascomycota; Leotiomycetes; Helotiales; Pleuroascaceae. Bases 1 to 1863 code for a protein of 620 amino acids. The transcript is spliced from 9 exons.